Aaosphaeria arxii CBS 175.79 is the source of this 1351-nucleotide messenger RNA. Its product is annotated as Snf7-domain-containing protein. The record is from RefSeq and is a predicted model, not a curated record. Gene Ontology annotation, cellular component: multivesicular body; ESCRT III complex. Bases 316 to 981 code for a protein of 221 amino acids. Lineage: Eukaryota; Fungi; Ascomycota; Dothideomycetes; Pleosporales. The transcript is spliced from 6 exons. Gene Ontology annotation, biological process: endosome transport via multivesicular body sorting pathway; protein transport; late endosome to vacuole transport.
CAUAGCAACAGUAGGAGACGCCUCUUCCUUAGUCUUCCCGCUCUACAAUGUAGUCAACUGAGAACUAACUUGCCUUUAUUUUAUAGUCAACAUCAUUCUAGGUGGACACUUAAACCUGUGCUUAGUCUGUCUUUGUUACCCGCCCGCAUACAACGCAACCUUCUAGCGUACGCCAAGGCAACGACCACGACCAUGACCACCGUAUAGCAUCUCCAAGCUUCAACCCACUUCCAACCCAACCUCAAGCCAACAGGGCACUUACCCUACAAAUUACAAUACCCCAAGUCGCUGCGCAGAGAAUAACAGGCUGUCGCCAUGAAUAUCGUUGAGUGGGCCUUCGGCAAGCGCAUGACGCCGGCGGAGCGUCUGCGGAAGCACCAGCGGGCGCUCGAGAAGACGCAACGAGAACUCGACCGCGAGCGCGUGAAGUUGGAGAACCAGGAGAAGAAGCUGGUCCAGGACAUCAAGAAGAGCGCAAAGAAUGGCCAGAUGGGACCGCUGAGGAUACAGGCCAAGGAUCUGGUUCGGACCAGGCGGUACAUUCAGAAGUUCUAUCAGAUGCGAACACAGUUGCAGGCUAUAUCGCUUAGGAUACAGACCGUGCGAAGCAAUGAGCAGAUGAUGCAAUCCAUGAAGGGAGCUACAACACUCCUCGGAAGCAUGAACCGACAAAUGAAUCUCCCCGCACUGCAGCGCAUCGCCAUGGAAUUCGAGAAAGAGAACGAUAUCAUGGACCAACGACAGGAGAUGAUGGAUGACGCCAUUGACGACGUGACUGGCCUCGAGGACGAAGAGGAGGGUGAGGAGGUCGUGAACCAGGUGCUCGACGAGAUAGGCAUUGACCUAGGCCAAAUGCUCGGAGAGACGCCAUCCGGCCUGCAGAAGACCGCCGUGCCAGAAGGGAGAGUGGCACAGGCCGUGGGUGGAGGAGAUCCGGGUGACGAUGACCUUCAGGCACGUCUCGACAGCCUACGAAGAUGAUAAUGUCGAUAUGAAUCUUGCAUGCGUUCAAUACCAUGGAGUUAGGGAGCCUUGUGUCCUUUUGGCGUCGUCUAAUACAUUACAGCAUCAAGGAUACAGCCGUAGACAGUUUGACGCCAUAACUCAGUCCCGUCUGGUUGCUGCGAUGUCCACAACAGUGCCCAUGGCGUUCCCUCACCUGCGUUUAUUCAACGCUCCAUGCCCACUAAGCCAUACAGUGCGCCUGAAUAUUAACGCUUGGCCCAGCAGCAACUUUUCCUGAUAGAACCGCAAUCAUCCAAUUCCCUCAGGCCAAUGCUAUGCCAGCCAACCAUGCAAACGUGUCAACCAACUGCUUUACCCCAUCCCUCGAGCGUGUCUUUCGGGAACC